Coccinella septempunctata (seven-spotted ladybird) is the source of this 1248-nucleotide messenger RNA. RefSeq lists its product as uncharacterized. The record is from RefSeq and is a predicted model, not a curated record. NCBI's taxonomy places the organism in Eukaryota, Metazoa, Arthropoda, Insecta, Coleoptera, Coccinellidae. Bases 166 to 1248 code for a protein of 360 amino acids. The transcript is spliced from 2 exons.
UUGAAAACCUAAAGGAAUAGCAUUGUUUUUGAUUUCUUUCAGAUUGAAGACAUCAAAUCGUCUAUUUCUUGAAGUGAGAAAUUGAAUUGAUUUCCAUUCUUAUAAAUCAAAAACUUAAGCUAUCUGGUUGAUAUUCGAAGGACUGCACUGGGAUUUCGAGCUAUAAUGACCACAUCCAUGAAAAUUUGCAUAGCUUUUGAAACAUCAAAUACUAAAGCGAAGAAAAAUAUAUUCAAGUUCAAAUGGAUUCAGACUACAGGAACGGAAACAUAUUAUGAGAUUCCAGAAGACAAACAGAAUCCACAUGACCAUCAUGAACUUUUUGCUCUACCGAAGGUGAAAAAUAUCUUGAAAUCAAUGAAAACAAGAGGUUCAUUUCGUACGUGUGUUAUUUCAUUGACUCCGGAAUUGAAAGGAAUAUAUUUUGAUGCCGAAGAAGAUGUGAUGUUUAGGGAUGAGUAUUUACAAAUGACUUAUUCACCUGCAUACGUGAAAACAGAAUUUGGAGGAGAACUAGCAGAAUCACGAAAUACAACAGAACUGUCCUCAGGCAAGACCAAGGAGAAUAAAAAGGAUUUCAAGAAGAUAAAGGACAAUUUUGUGCUGAAUAAUUUUGAUGGGAAGAAUGUUUCCGUGACUUUAUGGUUGAAGAAAUUUGAGUCGGAAUGCAUGCGUUGUGGAGUGGAAGAAGAUAUGGACAAAAUUUUGAUUUUACGUUUGUUUCUGGAUGGGAUAGCGAAAGAAUGGUUUGAUUCUAAAUUAAUUAUAUUAGGUUUGGAAACUGAUUUUCAAAUAUGGAAAAAUAACUGCUUAGAUAGUUUUUGUGAAACAAGUUGGCAUAAGCAUAGAGAGGCAUAUUCAUUUAGGUACAUAGGAGGAAGUUUAGUUGACUACGCUUUCAGGAAAGAAAAUUUGUUGUUGAAUCUCCGAAAUAAUUUUCCAACUGACAUAUUAAUUGACUUAAUUGUGACAAGUUUGCCAAAUUUUUUACAAGAUAUAAUUGAUCGAUCAAAUGUAACAACUUUUGAGAAAUUAUUAGGUGAGUUACGAAAGUUAGAAGGUUCAACAAAAUAUGAAAAUGCUCGAAAUACCAAAAAUGGCAAAAUGAACAAAUCGGCCGAACAACUUCCUUCACUAACAAAAGCAGAUAAGAAGGAACCAUGUUCAAUUUGUGAUAAAAAUGGUUUCCCAGGGAGAUUCCAUCCAGAAGCUCUAUGUCGGCUAAAGAAUAGGAGAUUUAAUUUUUAA